Molecule: messenger RNA, 3171 nt
Organism: Podarcis muralis (Common wall lizard)
Lineage: Eukaryota; Metazoa; Chordata; Lepidosauria; Squamata; Lacertidae
Gene: CSRNP2
Product: cysteine and serine rich nuclear protein 2
Biological process (GO): regulation of transcription by RNA polymerase II
Cellular component (GO): nucleus
Molecular function (GO): DNA-binding transcription factor activity, RNA polymerase II-specific; sequence-specific DNA binding
Source: RefSeq, a predicted model, not a curated record
GGAGCCGAGGAGGCCGGGGGUCCUCGCCGCCCGGGGCUGUCGCCUGCCAGAGCCGCCGCCGCCGCCGCCCCACCGCCUCCACCGGUUUCCCUCUCCCUCCCCUCCCGAAGCACGGCGCCGCUGCUUGACUCCCGUCCCCCCCUGACCCUGGGGGAGCUUCGCCCUGCAGCCCCGGCCUGUGCGGAGGGAGGGGAGGAGGGACCGGCGGGAGGGAGGAGGAGCCCCCACCCGGUACCCGGUACACCCCACGGAUUGGCCUGGAGUUGGAGAUCUUCAGUUGACACUAGUCCCCUUUCUGUUCUGUGGCUCUCCAUGCGAGCCAGGGACAAAUGGAUGCAAUCGCAAGUGCCAGCCUCAAGAGGAAGUUUGAUGAGGUGGACGUGGGAUCGCCCAUCUCCAACUCUGAUGAUGAGAUCUCUAACAGCGACAGCGCAGACAGCUGUGACAGCGUCAAUCCACCCAACUCCACCGGCUUCAUACCAACUUCCAUCCUGAAAAGGCAGAAACAGUUGCGCAGGAAGAAUGUGCGCUUCGACCAGGUGACGGUGUACUAUUUUGCAAGGCGCCAGGGAUUUACCAGCGUGCCCAGCCAAGGGGGCAGCUCCUUGGGCAUGGCGCAGCGCCACAACUCCGUCCGCAGGUACACCCUUGGUGAAUUUGCCCAGGAGCAAGAAGUGAACCACCGGGAGAUUCUCAGAGAGCACCUCAAGGAGGAGAAGCUCCAUGCCAAGAAAAUGAAGCUGACCAAGAACGGCACCGUGGAGUCGGAGGAGGCGGAUGGGCUGACUCUGGAGGAUGUCUCCGACGACGACAUAGAUGUAGAGAACGUGGAGGUGGACGACUACUUCUUCCUGCAGCCCCUGCCCACCAAGAGGCGCCGCGCCCUCCUCCGAGCCUCGGGGGUUCAUCGCAUCGAUGCGGAGGAGAAGCAAGAGCUCCGCGCCAUCCGCCUCUCGCGGGAGGAGUGCGGCUGUGACUGCCGGCUGUACUGUGACCCCGAGGCAUGUGCCUGUAGCCAGGCUGGAAUUAAAUGCCAGGUGGACCGAAUGUCCUUCCCGUGCGGCUGUUCCAGAGAUGGCUGUGGGAACAUGGCGGGGCGCAUUGAAUUCAAUCCCAUCCGGGUGCGGACUCAUUACCUCCACACCAUUAUGAAACUGGAGCUGGAGAAUAAGCGGCAGGUGAGCCGCCCCCAGACUCUGGAGGAGGAGGCCUCCGCCCCUCCCAGCUCCAGCGGCGAUUGGCUGGGGGCCCAGACCCCCGAGACGCAGGACUUCCAGGAGUUCAUGGCGGAGAACGAAACGGCGGUCAUGCACCUGCAGACGGCCGAGGAGCUGGAGCGGCUGAAGGCCGAGGAAGACUCCAGCAGCGGCUCCAGCGUGGAGAGCCUGGGGGUGUGCAUUUUGGAAGAGCCCCUGGCGGUCCCCGACGGGUUGUGCCCGAGCCUGUCCACGCCCAUCCUCAUCCAAGCCCAGCUGCCCCUGGGCUCCUCCGUUCUGUGCUUUACGGACAGCUCUGAGCAAGCCAGCUCAGCCGAGGGAGGCCAGGCCUACUUGAACAAUGGGCCGGUUGUGUACUAUCAGGUCGACCAAAGGUCGAUGCUGGGCGUGAAGGGCGAGAGCAGUGCCGAGGAGCCCGACAUUCCCCCUCGCUACCCAGACGAGAAGGAGCUGAGCGUCUACUCCGUCCCGGUGACCUCGCUGGUGCCUUGUGCCAGAGCCGCCGUCUCCGGCAGGGCGGAAGGGGGCAAAGCGGCCCUGUCCCCGGAGCCCCUCGCUUCUGAAAGCUGCCCGCCUGAGGUUCCUCCUCCGCCAAGCCUGUCAUUCCACACAAACGUGCCGCAGGACAGUUUGCGGCCCCAGAGUUUGGGGCAGUCUCCAGAGAGGGCCUGUGAGCUGCCCUCGUCGGAGGAGUGCUCCCUGGGACCCGCUCUAGCCGUGUGACCCAUCCCGACCCACUGUAGCUCUUAAUCUUGGAUGUCUAUUUAUUGGCAGAGAAUUUAUCUAACGGCCACAGGCCCCCGGGGGAUUAUUUAACGUGGGGCGUUGGGAGGGGGGAGCGUUGAAAGAGGGACUGCUUUGUACAGGCUCACUAUGAAACGAACUACACCCAGGGGGGUCAGGGGUUUCUUCUGCGGAUUGGGCGCCUGGACCACGGACAGGAAACGGUCCAAUUGGAGCUGCUGCAGGGCAGGCACCUUACCCCCCAUCCUGCAAGGACCAAACGUGAAUGUGUGUCAUGGAAGCAAUAGAGUGGAGCCGCCUUUUCUCCCAGAGCUUUUGGGGGGAAGGGGGUAGAAGAGGACGUUGCUACUGCUAUGGAAUAUCACAAAUCCAUACAUGCUGUGGAAUCUCUCUCUCUGGCCCCCAGUGCAGCUGCCUCCACCUGUACCCUUUUGUCAUCUUUCAUUGCUCUGUCUUCUUGGAACUGUGACCUCCUUCAAUCCGCUUGAACUGCGCUGGCCAGUUGCACAGCUUUAGGCUCUUACAAACUCUUAUUUAUGUGACAUUUUUGCCGCCCUUCCUUCCCUAGGAGAACUUUUCUUCUUUCCCCCCCAUUUUAAAUUCCAUAUGGAUUAACGCUGACCGUGACUGGUUACACCUGCAGUUUGGCAUGCAACUGUCCAUACAGAACCAUUGCCCUCUGGGAUCCUCCUUGCCCACUGGCUUCAUCCCAAGCAGGCUUACUCACCGUCUUGCUGGCUCUGAAUUGGGUCCGGUGAGAUCGAUCAAGUUCCGUUGUUUCUUUCUUAACUAACAAACAAAAUGUGCUGAAUGUUUACUGGGACUUCCUAUGACACUCCAAUGUCCAUUCUGAGCUGGCGUUUUCUGCCUCUAUGAUGUUAAUCCCUUCUGUGAUCUGAUUCUUGAACACUCAAUGCACUUGGAGCAGGGGGCGGUUUGAUCUUCUCAGUGGAGGUAAAGAUCUGACCUUUUGGGUGGACAGGGAGGUCCAGCAGAGUAACUAUCCUUCUGCCCAGUCGUUCGACUAAUUUUUUUCUCCUUCCCGUCAGCUGUUUCAAGAUGUUCCAUUCUAAUUGCACGCUAGUUUGUAGGUGGAUCUGAGAGCUUUAUAUACUCCCUUGAUACUUGCUAGCACCCUAGCCUUCUGGAUGAAUCUGAAUAUGCAAUGCAACUGUAGCCGGCUGGGUUGCGAGCGCAAGGGGUUAGGGUG